AGCUCGGGUUACACUAAAUGGCUUAGGCUGAGAAAUGGAAGAAUACAAAAUGCCGCGAACGUGCAGAUUGCCUCGCUGCCGAGCCUGGACCGGGGUUAGGGGAGGCGAACUAGAGCUUUUGGCAAGGGAGAAGGGAGGCAGGCGCAAGUUCCCACUCGUGGUCGUCUCCGAGUGACACCACCGAGAAAGGAGUGUUGGCCCUUUAUCUCUAAAGGCUAAGGAUUCCCAGAGACGAAUCUCCAAAGGUCGGGGGAUAAGAGGUCAUAUCCCAACCUGACCAGGCCAAGCUUCUGGUUUCAGGGUCUGGGUUUUGGGUCAGUAACAGGUUGGGAACUUCAGGCACUGCUGGGAUGAGGAACAGGAGAAAGGUCAAGGGUUAGUGAAUGAGAUGGGGAGGGGGGCGGGACGGAGAAUCCAGUCUCUCUUCACGACACCCACUCCGGAAUUGGGGAAGAGGAAAGCACCGGGAGAAAACCACCCGAAGGAAAGAGAAGCUGGCUCUUUACAAUGGGAGAAGGCGUUUAGUCCUGAACCAGGAGCAGGCCUGCGCCUGGGUGGACGCUGUAGGGUGGAACGCUCGAUAAAUGGCGAGAGUCCCAGAGACCACCAGGCCUUUCCACACCAGGAAAAAAAAAGUCUGCUCUAAGAAUCUUCAUCUCGGUCCACCAGGAGCGUCCAAAGGAGGAACAAACCAAAAUAACAGCAAGUGGAUGGGAAAGAACUUGACAACACAAAACUCAUUUACUAAUGGACUGGUUUUGGGUUUCUCUUCUCUGAGUCCACAAAUCUCUCUGCCUGAGCCCCAGGCCUAUUCAGACCUCGCGGGGAGCGGCGUCCCCCAGGAGCAGGUGGGCUGCUGCUCCGGCGCCACGCCGGUCUUCGGAGCCGGAGUUCCCAAGGGUCGAGAAUUUUGGCACUUCAGCCCGGACUUAGGGAGUCUCCGCACUGCCCCAGAGCAGUGACACUAAUUUAUUGAAGAAACACUUCUCUAUGCGCUCCCCUUCCAAAUAUUUGUAGGUAGAAUAAGAUCCUUACCGUCGUUUUGGAUGGUGAAAGAAUUCCAAGAAAGCGGCCAGCGAGUCCCAAAGUAUCUUACUCCAAGCCAGAAGGUAAACAACAGGGUUCCAGCUAGGGGUGUUUGCUUCAAGGCCUCUGUCAACCCAGCCUAGAAACCCUAGCAACUGCUAAUGCUAUCCCAUUGAAUGCUUUUUCAUCGGCUAAUUAUGCGCACCCGGUCAUUACCUGCGCAGAGGAGGCACUGAAGAGCCAAAACCCAGUCUCGGGCGCUCCUUGCCAGCGGUGUUCCUCCCGAGCCGCGCGAGGGUAGCAGCCGGCUGACUAGAGUUGCUUGUUUCCUUUAAAUUUCCAACGCAUCUCUGCUUUUCGUGCGACUUGCAUUGACACCAAAGGUUUUAUGUUAGCAGAACAACUCAAACCUUUCUGUGUGCGAUUUAAAAUGGAUCAUUUGAUUUAGGUGGUUUGUGAAUUCAUAUCAUUUUACCUCUUUUAGUGGUUUUCAGUGGGAGGUUCCAUUUUGGGAAACCUUAUAUAUCCGAGCCAAUAAUUAACAUUUAUAACAAUUGAUUCCCCAACCAAGGAAUCGAAAUAGCAGGUAGGCUCCUUGGUAUAAAGUGCAUAGCACUUUCCCUUUCCAGUUACGUGAUCUAUUGGAUUAAGCGGAAG
Molecule: messenger RNA, 1683 nt
Organism: Saimiri boliviensis boliviensis (Bolivian squirrel monkey)
Lineage: Eukaryota; Metazoa; Chordata; Mammalia; Primates; Cebidae
Source: RefSeq, a predicted model, not a curated record